AUGGAAUUUACAAUUAUCUGCAAUAUCCUACUGUUCCUCGGGUGUUAUAUUCUGUUUGAAAAUUGGGAAGUGCCUGUUAAACUUGGGUCGGUUUUUUUUCCAAACUUACCAGAAAAGUGCCGAAUUUUUGUUGUAGAUUCGAUCCAUUUCGGGUAGUUGGUGGAUUUCCAACGAUUAUCGACUCGUUUUACGAGGAUUUUUUUGAAAACGCCGAAGAAAACGACAAAAAUCCUCAAAAUUUCCGGGUUGAAAAUCUACCGCCAUCAGUGGAGACGAAGGGGUUUUCCAGGUGAUUUUCAGAUGGAUUUUCGUCAAAUUUCGUCCAAUUUUCAGAAAUUUGAAUUGGUCGUGCCCGAUUCUCGAGAGUUCCACACAAUGUUUUUCCCUUUUCCGCUCCGCCGACUGCCUUGUCACGUCACAAUUUUCCCAUCAGUUCUGGCAGCGGCAUUCGGACGUUUCCGAGUGUUUUCACCUGAAAAACGGUCCGUCCGAGUGCAAAACUCCGUUUCAAAGUGGAAAUUUGUGCGAAAACGUGGUGGUCGGCGUGCGGACCGUUGGAAAUUUCUCGAUUUUCGAGUUGGACGAUGUGAUGGUUGAGUUUUCUGGUAAUUUGAAUUGAAAAAUUGGUAACUUUGUUUCAGGUUAACACGCAAAUUGUUCAAAAUUACGAAGAAACGACGAAUUUCGAAAAUUCCGAGUUUUCCUGCCGAAAUUACACUUUACGUGAGACCGUUUUGGCUGGCGGGGAGAAUGAAACAGGUCUAGACGGCUUAGUUUUGAAAAAUUUAAAGAUUUCUCUUCUUUUCAGACGUUUUCCCACUUUUUCAGUUUGGGAUCAAUAGCACAAUGAAUGCAGACAACUCGGUGAGCUUUUUCUGGUUUUCCGACACUUUUGGAACAGUGAUUUUCAGGCCUGUUCGCCUCCAUUUCCAGACGAUGUCUUUCUGUGCAACUGCCCCAAUUCCCCCGCUUGUGAAGUUCCGAUCAUGUAA
Molecule: messenger RNA, 992 nt
Organism: Caenorhabditis sp. 36 PRJEB53466
Lineage: Eukaryota; Metazoa; Nematoda; Chromadorea; Rhabditida; Rhabditidae
Source: the annotation of a GenBank genome assembly